This is a messenger RNA of Aspergillus melleus, 993 nucleotides long. Its product is annotated as macro domain-containing protein. The record is from RefSeq and is a predicted model, not a curated record. Bases 291 to 920 code for a protein of 209 amino acids. The transcript has a single exon. NCBI's taxonomy places the organism in Eukaryota, Fungi, Ascomycota, Eurotiomycetes, Eurotiales, Aspergillaceae.
AUAACGGAACGAAUCAUGUGGGAUCACGUGCGGGGAAGCUUUCCCCUCCACCUGGCACGACUGACGUGCCUUCUGCUCCAUCAUCAUCGUCUAUUUGAAAGCUGGUCUUAUCAGCGAUCUAAGUGAGCCUUUACGUCGUGCUUUUUCACACGACUCAGCUCUAUUCAUCAUCACAUUCAUUGUCCAUUCCUCCAUAAUCGAACCCUGGGCAAACUUUCAUUGUCUUAGCAAAUCUCACUACUACCCAAAUCCCUACGCGUGCUAAACGCACCUUUACCCCGCAAUUUAAGAUGGCGGUUCCCAUCAGCGAAAUCCCCACCGUUUCCCUCCUUUACAGGCUUCGGCGCUUGAUCCCAGCCUCCUCUCCCUGCGCGUCGCCCUCGAAAACCUUCAACGACACCAUCUCGCUUAUCCGAAAUGACAUCACCAAAUUGCACGACGUCGAUUGCAUCGUCAAUGCGGCAAACGAGACAUUGCGUGGAGGCAGUGGGGUUGACGGUGCUAUUCAUCGUGCUGCAGGCCCAGACCUGUUGAGGGAGUGUCGCACCCUGGACGGUUGCGACACCGGCGAUGCCAAGAUCACCUCGGCCUACAAUCUCCCCUGCAAGAAGGUCAUCCAUGCCGUUGGCCCCAUCUACGAGCUCGAGAGGCGAAGUGGUCCGAAUCAGCCGGAAGCUCUCCUGCGAAGCUGCUACCGGCGCAGUCUGGAGUUGGCGGUGGAGCAUAACAUGAAGAGCAUUGCGUUUUCGGCUCUGAGCACUGGCGCAUAUGGAUAUCCAAAGAGAGAGGCGGCCCGCACUGCUCUUGAUGAGACGCGAAAGUUCCUGGAAAGACCGGGCAACAUUGGACAGCUGGAACGGAUCGUUUUCUGUAACUUCGAAGCUGCCGAUGAGGCCGCUUACGAGCAAAACAUUCCGUAAGUUCCGUCGUCUGACCUUGUUAUGAUGUGACUCUGCUGACCUCUAUUCAGAACUUUCUUCCCCCCCGUAGGCC